UUUUUUUUUUUUUUUUUUUUUUUUUUUAAAUGGUAAUGUAUGCUAUCAGGUUUUGCCGAUUCGACCACGGCUGAAUUUCCACACGAACCGAGCGGCGAACAGAUCAUAGACCUGACCAUCGAACACGGGGAGGACGUGAUAGAACUUUCAGAUCCCUUGCGUGAGGAGGAGGAGGAGGAAGAGGAGGGGGUCAACGGCGAAGCAGCAGAGGUCCUACAGCUAUACGAAAACUGUCCCGGGUGUAGCGAAUGUGAGCCCGGCCAUAGCACCUCGCAACAGAACGGUUGGGAUCGGUCAUCAUGGGCUAGCGAGCAUAGCGCGAAUGGUGAUGAUGCAGAGGACUGGUCCGAGUCGCAGAUGAACGCUUGGGAUCAAGCUUCCUGGUCCGACGACAACGGAUUACCGUCGAGCGGUCAUCAGACACCAAACAGUAUCCAACCUUCCGUUGAUGAAGAUAAUGCUGAAAGCUUAUCAGAACGGGUUGAAAUUCCUCAACUGUUUCAUGAUUUUGGUAACCGAUUACUUGCUCAAAUUGAAGAGUUUAAAAACCAUUUUGACAUUCGUGACACCGAGCUUCAUAGCAGAUUAGACACUUUCAACCGUAAACUACACGAGUUAGACAAUCGUGUACAACAGAUUUACGUUCAGCUUGAUACUCAUGACACCGCUAUUCACACAGGUCUAGAUAGACAGCGCGCGGCCAUAGAGGAAAUAGCUCACGAUUUACGACACCAAAUUCAGACUGCAGAGCAUUCAUUUGGGCGUUUGCACGACUUAACAUUCGAACAGAUGAGAGAAAGACGAUUAAUGUUCGAAGCCGUUUAUGCUAUGGUUUUGCCGAUAUUUUAUCCAUAGUACAAUUUUUAUAUGAUAUACACACCAUUUUUAC
This is a messenger RNA of Paramisgurnus dabryanus, 889 nucleotides long. The record is from RefSeq and is a predicted model, not a curated record. Lineage: Eukaryota; Metazoa; Chordata; Actinopteri; Cypriniformes; Cobitidae.